Molecule: messenger RNA, 408 nt
Organism: Symbiodinium natans
Lineage: Eukaryota; Dinophyceae; Suessiales; Symbiodiniaceae
Source: the annotation of a GenBank genome assembly
AUGGUCGAGACCCUUGUGGUAACCCGAAACCUUUUUGGUUUGUUGGUCCUGGCUGCUGUGCCUGGAUCCGUCUAUGCCCAUGGCUGGUAUGGGCUAUGUGUAAGCCUCGGCUGGGGCUGUCUGGGUGCGCUGGUCAGCGUGUAUGGCCUCAUGAAGGGGCUGAAGCUGCGGCAUCCGAAGCUAAAGCUGGGAAGUGGCAUCGACGUGUCGCUCACCAAGUACUUCCUCGUCGUCCUCGUCACAGGCAUCGCGGCCUGUGCAGUGGAGAGCUGGAUGGCCAUGGACCUGGAGAACACGGGGAAGCGAGUGUCCUUUAUGACAGGAGCAAACCUCAUGGUUUUUGGCGUGGCCGCUUUACUGGGAUUGAGUAUCAACAUAGAAGAUGUGGGCCUGAGUGGACGGGACUAG